AUGGAUUCUUCUCUCCUUCCUCUCAUCGUUCAAACUCAACAAGGAAAAGUUCAAGGUUAUCUGGCCAAUCCAACCACACGUGCAUUUCUUGGAAUUCCCUACGCACAACCAUCCACAGGUUCCAAUCGUUUUAAACCACCUCAAGAAUUGCCUUCAAAUAAUAAUAAUCCUCAAAUUUUCAAUGCAACUUCUUUUGGAUAUGUAUGCAUUCAACCUCCUGAUAUGGGAAUUAUCUAUCAACAACCCAUGAGUGAAGAUUGUUUAAUUUUGAAUAUAUGGACACCUGCCAACUCCAGUGUCUUUUCUCAAAGUGGUAGCACUAGCAAUUCUCUCUUACCUGUCUUUUUUGGAUUCAUGGAGGUGGUUUCAAGAAAGGUUCUGGAAAUAUCUACGCCGUGGUUCUCGUUUCCAUUAAUUGCUCUCAAAUGGGUUCAACAAAACAUUGCCAAUCAUUUCGCAUUUACAGAUCCAUGUUUUGGAUCGACCCACGGAGCUGAAAUUCCAUUCCAAUUUCCAAGCAUGCUUUUAACAAGACCUGGCACUGGUAAUUACAAAUUCACACCUCAGGAACAAGAAUUGUCCAAAGAUCUCAUCAUGUAUUGGUCGAAUUUUGUGGUGAGUGGAAGUCCCAAUCGAAAUGCAUUCUUUCAAAUGAAUUUAAAGAGAAUGAACAGUAGUAGUGGAGGAGGAGAUUGGCAGACAGCAACGGAAUGGCCACGAUACAGUAUUUGUAAUGAUUCUCAACUCUAUCUUCAAAUGGGAGGACAUGUGGUCGAUCAAGGAGGCAUGUAUGGAAAGGUGUGUCCAUUCUGGAAUCCAUUCGAACAAUUGCCAGUGUUUCAGUGCAAUGCCUCGGAACCUAUUCCUCCGAAUCCACCCAUUCCGAAGCCACAACCUCCUCCUCCGGUGGCCUCUCCAUCUCCAGUGAAACCAAAAGUAUCCUCAAGUGAUGUUGUAGCCAAGAAAAGUACUACAGGUGGAGGUGGUGGUGGUUCUUCAGGUCCAAAGAGGAGUGAUCGUGCCUCUGAGGGUGUGUCUGAGGUGGACAUGAUGAAAACGGUGAUGAGUUAG
Naegleria fowleri is the source of this 1071-nucleotide messenger RNA. RefSeq lists its product as uncharacterized. Bases 1 to 1071 code for a protein of 356 amino acids. The record is from RefSeq and is a predicted model, not a curated record. The transcript has 2 exons. NCBI's taxonomy places the organism in Eukaryota, Heterolobosea, Eutetramitea, Acrasida, Naegleriidae.